Messenger RNA from Laccaria bicolor S238N-H82, 591 nucleotides. RefSeq lists its product as uncharacterized. The record is from RefSeq and is a predicted model, not a curated record. Gene Ontology annotation, cellular component: mitochondrial outer membrane. NCBI's taxonomy places the organism in Eukaryota, Fungi, Basidiomycota, Agaricomycetes, Agaricales, Hydnangiaceae. The transcript has 2 exons. Gene Ontology annotation, biological process: autophagy of mitochondrion. The coding region runs from base 1 to 591 and encodes 196 amino acids.
AUGUCUUUCACCCUCACUCGUCAAUGUCGCCCAUCAGUUUUCAGAUUCCACGCGCUCAGAGCAUUCCAUUCUACUCCAAAGGCCUCUCGGCUAGGACUCCCAGCUAGAAACGCGUCUUCCUCAAAUUUCGUCAAGGUCGCCGCAGCUACCUCUCUUGGAGUAGGCCUUUCUUUUACGACCAAGCCAACAAUUUAUUGCGAUGGAGAAGCACUGCCUAAAUCCCAGGUUUACCUACCUGACCUUCCUCCGCCUCCAGCGUCGUCGCUUUCGUUAUACGAAUUGGGCUUUGGAACGGUAGCUGGACUGUGUGCCGGCGUUUUUGUGAAGAAGGGCGCGAAAGCCUUGGCGGUUGUCCUGGGCGGUGUAUUCGUCUUGCUCCAAUACAUGGCGUCAACCUCUGUCGUCCGCAUAGAUUGGGGAAGGGUCUCUUCAAGAUUUGGUGAAAUGUUUUACAGGCGAGACGGGACGGGAACGAAAAAGCCUCCAACAGUCUCAUCGAUCUGGAACACACUCAUCGACUUCCUAACAGCCGACUUCCAACCACGAGCAUCCUUCAUCGUAGGCUUCGCGUUGGGUAUUCGCGUCGGUUGA